Mytilus californianus (California mussel) is the source of this 7186-nucleotide messenger RNA. Its product is annotated as ATPase family AAA domain-containing protein 2-like. Gene Ontology annotation, biological process: positive regulation of transcription by RNA polymerase II. Gene Ontology annotation, cellular component: nucleus. The coding region runs from base 62 to 4573 and encodes 1503 amino acids. Lineage: Eukaryota; Metazoa; Mollusca; Bivalvia; Mytilida; Mytilidae. The transcript has 24 exons. Gene Ontology annotation, molecular function: histone binding; chromatin binding; ATP hydrolysis activity. The record is from RefSeq and is a predicted model, not a curated record.
UGUGAGAAGGCAAUGGUGUCUGAACGAUAACUGAAAGUAUUUGAAAUUUGAAGCCAUCGGGAUGGUGAAGACAAGGAAUAGUAUAGGAGUAAAAGAAGGGUCUCCUGAUACAUUCUUGUCUCUCAAUAGGGAUCGGGCGAAUAAACCUCAGCGAUCCGUAAACUAUGAAUCACAGAGUGAUGAAAGCGAUGAAGUUCAAAUUGCAGAUCUUAACCAUAGACAAGAAGCCCAAUCUCCACCCCUGAGAAGAAGUAGACAUAGGAGGUACAAAGAGGAAGAUGAAAGUGCUGAUGAUGAAAUAGAUGCUGUAAGUUAUGGUAGAGCUAGAAGAAGAUCAUGGAAAUAUAGUAGAAAUAACAAUGCAGCAGAUGGAGAUGUUAGAAGAAGCAGCAGACAAAGAAAACUGGUUUAUGGGACAUUUGACCAGAAAAUUUUGGAAAAAGCCUUGUAUAUGAAUGGAGAUGACAUGCAGCCAGGCAGGAAAAGAAAGAGAAAUGAAGUUGAUCUUGUUGAUGUUGAGAAAAGUGAAGAUAUGUACAGUCGUGUUAAAAGGCCAAGAAAAGUAAUUAAAAGAGAUAUGUAUGGUAUUCCAAUUCCUGAUGACACUAGUGAUGAAGAAAAUAAAGAUGAUGAGGACGAUGAUGAUGAUGAUGACUCAAGUAGUGAUGAUGAUGAUGACGAUGAUGAUGACAAUGAUGAAGAGGAAGAAAAAAAACCAGAAAAUCGCUCAUAUAACCUCAGGGAACACAAACCACGAACUCAACUUUUUGAAGUACCAGUUGUGGAAAGGAGGAAAAGAGUACAAAAGUUGUUUAGAGAAACUCCCCCGUUACCUCCAAAAAGAAGACAAAAAUCUCAUGUAUACCAGUCACCUGCUCACAGAAAACUAGAAAUAAGAAGAAAAGCACAAUUCCAUGGUAGUGAUACUACAUCAUCAUCAUCCUGUAGUGAAUCAGAUGAUGAGGAAAGGUUUAAAAGAAGAAAAGCGAAAAGUAUGGCAAGAGCUAGAAAUAGAUGUUUACCAAUGAAUAUUAGUCCUAAGAAUUUGAAAAACUCCAACAUUCUCAAAGAUAGAGUAAAGAUAGGCUCCAGUUUGGCUGAUGUUGAUCCCAUGAAUGUUGACAGAACCGUUAAUUUUAACAGCGUUGGUGGAUUAGGGAAGCAUGUGAGAGCAUUGAAAGAAAUGAUUGUUUUUCCUCUCCUUUAUCCAGAAGUUUUUGAAAGAUUUAAGCUGGCACCACCAAGAGGAGUAUUGUUUUAUGGCCCUCCAGGAACUGGAAAAACAUUAGUUGCUAGGGCAUUGGCAAAUGAAUGCAGUACAGGAAAUAGACGAGUUGGAUUUUUCAUGAGGAAAGGAGCUGAUUGCCUUAGUAAAUGGGUUGGUGAAUCAGAAAGGCAGCUUAGAUUAUUAUUUGAUCAGGCUUACCAGAUGAGGCCAUCAAUUAUUUUCUUUGACGAGAUAGAUGGUUUAGCACCUGUUAGGUCCAGCAGACAAGAUCAGAUUCAUAGUUCUAUUGUUUCAACAUUGUUAGCUCUAAUGGAUGGCUUAGAUAGCAGAGGAGAAAUUGUAGUAAUUGGGGCAACAAACAGAAUAGAUUCAAUUGAUCCAGCUUUGAGAAGGCCUGGAAGAUUUGACAGAGAGUUUUUGUUUCCAUUACCUUCACAAGAAGCAAGAAGACAAAUCUUGCACAUUCAUACAAAAGAAUGGAAUCCAAAAUUAUCUGAUCCUUUUGUGAGUGAACUGGCAGAAAAAACAGUCGGGUAUUGUGGUGCUGACUUAAAAUCACUUUGCACUGAGGCUUCAUUGUUGGCUUUGAGAAGAAGAUAUCCACAAAUUUACACAACAUCUGAAAAACUGCAACUUGAUGUGUCUUCGAUAAAUCUUGCUGCUAAAGACUUCUUCAAUGCUAUGAAUUCUAUUGUUCCAGCAUCUCAAAGAUCUGUUACUUCUCCAGCUCGUGCAUUGUCAUUGCGUGUUCAGCCUUUAUUGAGAAUUAUUUUUAAACAAUGUAUAGAUGCAGUUCAAAAAGUUUUUCCAUCUGUAUUUACCCAGCUGUCUUGUCUAGAUGCUCCUGCUACAACCAGUCAGCAGGAGUCAAGCACUAACUUGUUGGAGCAGCUAGACAGUGACGAAGAUGAAAAUGCACCUAGUAUAUAUGAAAAUAAGGGUAAAGGAAAAAAGAAGAAAGAAGACAAUGAACCAGAAACAUUUCUAAGUUUUGCAAGUUAUGCUAGCAAGACACCAACAACACACAGACCAAGAAUGUUAUUAGCUGGCCAACCAGGACAAGGACAGACAACUCAUUUAGCCCCAGCAAUUCUUCAUAACAUGGAACAAUUACCUGUUCAUGUUCUUGAUCUUCCCUCACUUUUUGCAGUCAGUACUAAAACUCCAGAAGAAUCAUGUGCUCAGGUUUUCCGUGAGGCAAGACGUACUGCACCUAGUAUUAUUUACAUGCCUGAUAUUGAGCAGUUAUGGAGUGUAUUAACUGAUACAUUACGUGCAACGUUUAUGAUGAUGUUAAAUGAAUUGGAUCCAACUGCACCAAUUCUUCUUUUAGCAACAAGUGAAUGCCAUUACAGCAUGCUUGGGGAACAGUUGACACAUAUCUUUGACAGCAACUUUAGUCAAGUCAUUAAGAUGGCUUAUCCAUCAGAGACUGAAAGAAGAGAAUUUUUCACUGAUAUAUUGUUAAAUCAAGCAGUGCAGCCACCUUCUCAAAGGAAGCAGGCUGCAAAAAGAUUUUUAGAAAUUUUACCAAAGGCUGCACCACCAGAACCAAGGAAAUAUUCAGCAAGGGAAUUGGAGAAGAUUUAUGAACAAGAAGAAACUACACUCAGGGAAUUACGACUGUUUCUCAGGGAUGUUCUCAACAAAUUAGGAAGAGACCGAAAGUUCCAAAUCUUUGCUAAACCUGUUGACACUGAGGAUGCACCUGAUUAUUAUGAAAUUAUUAAACAUCCAAUGGACUUAGGAACAAUGAUGUCAAAAAUAGAUCUACAUCGCUAUCAAACUGCCAAGUCAUUUCUUGAUGAUGUAAGCCGUAUAUGCCUGAAUGCCUUGGAAUAUAACCCAGAUAAAACUCCUGCAGGUCGAGCAAUUAGACAUAGAGCUUGUGCUUUGAAGGAUACAGCAGAGGCAAUACUAAAAGUAGAACUUGAUCCUGAGUUUGAGGCACAGUGUCAAGAACUGGUAGAUUCAAGAAAGAAUAGAGGUAUAGAUCCACAACAAUCUGCCCCAAAUUUUUACCAUACAAAACCAUUGCAAUCCACAUCUACAUCUUAUAAGCCAUUCACAACUAAUCCUGAUAGUAGAUCGAGAACAAGUCGUAGGUUGAGAGGGUUGGAUAUAGAAAACACGUCUCCUUUAGAACUAGUAGAAAAACAAUGGUCUGUUGAAAAAAGUGUAAGAAAGGCCUCACCAGAAAAGUCACCGGAAAAAGGAGACAAUUCUGCAAGUGAAAGUGAAGCAAUAAUAAAACAGCUUACAUCUUCAAAAAAGAAACAACAGCAUUCUUGUAGAAAAGCAAAUUCAGGUGAUGACUGUUCUAGAGCAGUUAAAAAACCACAUGCUAAAAAAGAUAUAUGGAGUAGUUCCGGUUACAGAUCGAGGAGGAAAAAAAGAAAUCCAUUAUCUGCAUCACCAAGUAAAGAUUCACAGUUUUCUGAUUCAGGAGUGAAGGACUCAAGAUUUUCAGAUACAGAUGACUAUGAUGUGUCUGAAGUAAUUGCUAAUCGCAACUUAUCACCGUCUUCAAAAAUCUCAGGGAAAUCACCUGAACAGGAGGAAAAAUCUUCAGGGAGAAGGAACUCUGUGUCCUCAACAGGGAGACGAAGCUCAAUAUCAAGUAGAUCUCGUGACCGUUCAAAAGACCGGUUUGAUUCACCUCAUCGUCAGUCUUCAUCAAAAUCACCAACACGAAACACAUCAGGGAAAUCAUCAGAUAGAAGGAGAUCUAAAUCACCUGAUCGACAAUCAUCAUCAAAAGAAACAAGUGGACAUCCCACUCUAAAAAAACAUACAACAUCAUCUCUGAAAGGUGGUGAGAAGCACUUAGAAUUAUCUGUAGUUGUAGAAAACAUAUCGCCAAAUAAGUCAGGGAAAAUGUCACCGAGGGUAGGUACAUCUAAACCAAUGGAGACAGACAGUGGAAUCAGUAGUUCCGUUGAUAGUAAUGGAGAUUCUGUUGAUAGUGUUGAACAUGCCAAGUUAUUAGCCAGUCAGAAAUUAAAUACAUCUCAGGAAGGUGCUACCUCAAAGCAAGACAGUGAAGAUGAGAAAGCGACAGCAACAUCACCUAAAUUCAGAGCUACAAGGUCACGCCUACAAACAGAAGAUCAUGAGCAUGCCUUACAGAUUCUAGAGGAAGAAGCAGUGCCAGUUGUAGUUGACCUAGAACGUUUGAAUAAACUUUUAGAUAAUACAGUUGCAUUGACAAAGAACUACAGAAUUGAGAAGUUAGAGAAAUUGUACAGCCUUUAUAGUAACUGUAUAUAUUGCUAUCGACAAGACUACGAUAAAACUUUAAUGAUUGAAGAGAUGGAAAAUAUACUACAGAGACAGCUUGUUUGAGAGAAGUCUACGCUCAACUAGUAUUUAUAAAGAUUGCUGGCUUUAUAUUCUAACUGUUAAUGAAAUUCAUAUAAGAUUCAAUUUAUGAUUGGAUACUACUAUUAUAUAUUCUGUGCAGUAUUUAAGAAGUUUAUAACUAGUCCAUAUUUUUUUUAAAGGUGAAAAAAAGGCUCUCCGAGGAAUUUAACUUUAGUGAAAAAUUCUCUUGUAAGUUUUUUCCUUCAUAUUUUGACAAACUGAUCUGUUUCCUGUUUGAUGUGUUAAGUCAUUGUGGACUUAUAAAGAAAAUCAAUAUCUGUAUGUUGGUGGAAUUGUUGUUUAAUAAUCGAAUGAACUAGUACAAGUUCUUUCCACAAAACAUAAGGUAGGGUUUUUUUUUUCAUUUGUUGGUUUAUGGAUUUACCAACCUGAUUUUUUCCAAUUUUCAGAAGAUAAAAAAUUGUAGCAUAAUGCUUUUAAAAAAAUAUAUCAGUAUCUGUAUUGAAAGAACUUUUUGAAAGACCACACAUUUUAAGAGAACACUUCACACUGGCACAGCAUUUUUGAUAUAUAUUUUUUAUUAAACAUGUUUUGAGAGACCGACUUAUCACAAUGUAACUAUUUAUUGUUACAUUAUUUACUCAGGACAAUUUGUGACAUGGUUGGAAAGAUUUAAGAAAUUGGAGAAUGAUAUAGCAGUAAAUAUAGUAAUUCAUUCCCAAAAAUUUGCAUAAUGGAAAAAUACAAUUACAUGUAAGCAGUAUUGUUUCAUUUCAAAACUUGAUUGAAUUUUCAUUAUGCUACAAAAUUGUAAAUCAGCUGACUAGCCACACAUUUUAUAUGAGCAAUAAAAAAAAAAUCUACAAAAAAUCCCAAACAUAAACAAAAAUGGCAACAAUAGGACCUUGAAUUAAAAGUUACCUCCCUUUAAACCUAUUAAAGCUCAUUUAAUCAGAACUGUUGUUAAUAUCCAAUUGGAUUUUUCUUUCCAUUCAUGUAAUUGAAGAUAGCUAAGUAAUAGUUUGGAUGUUUAUUUGAAAAAAUUCUGAAUUAUGAAAAAUGACAUUAAACAGAGGUUUAUAAAUUUUAUUGACUGAACUAAUCACUACUGAAGCCUACAGGAAUUAGACUGUAAGGAAAGAUAAUGCAGUAGUGAUGUUUACAUAUAUUUCACUCAGAUUUAUAUUCAUUACCUUGAUGAUAGGAUGUGAUAUUUAUAUAUGUAUUAAAUAAUGUGUCUGAAGAAGGUAAUCCUACAAAAAAAAAAUUAGGCUUCUGUGAUCUAAUUUUUUGUUCACAAUUUAUUCUUAUGUCCAUAUCUGUAUAUUAGCAUACUAGAAUAUGUGGAGACGGAUAAUGCUCACCACUAAUCGAUAUGUGGCAGUUGAUUUUAUAUUAGGUUUACAUGAUUGCAAAAUUGUAAUUAUAUUUUUUAUUUUUUUUAUAUAAAAAUAAUUACAAAUUACAAAAAAAAACAUUAAAAGAUACACUUGAUUUAUAUUCCAUCAUAAGUAAUUGUAUUAUAAUCAAUGAUUACCUCUUUUGUUACUUACAUGAAUUAAAUGUAAAUUAAAUUAUUUAUUAAAUUUUUAAAUCUGUAAUUAGAACGAUAAUUAUUCCUAUUGCUGUAUUUAAUUGAUCUGAACAAAAAACUCAACAUUUUAUUUAGGUAUUACACCACCUUAUUGUCAAAAUUUGUAAAUGAACACUAGUUUACACAAAUUUUAAACUCAGGUUAAAGAUUUUUCUCAGUAGCAAUGCUGACAAAUAUUUACUUAGCUGACUAACAACAGAAUAAUUGAAAUUCAAAAAGAUACCAUGUACUUGUUAAACCCCUUGACUAUCAUGUUCACAUUUAUAUAUUCAUCUUUACAAUGUUGGAAUGUUUUUAGGGUUUCCCCCACAUUUAAACAUCAAUAUUCAAAUUAAAUUGAUUGCUUCAUGUCAUUUAUUGACAAUUUGCCAUUGGAUGUUAAGCAAACAACAGUCGGGCAUUUAUUUACAUCAGACAAAUUUAAGCUCUUUUCCAAUGCCUAAUGCAAGAAUUUAAGCCAUACUAGCUAUCUCUGAUAACCCAUGAAAAAUAGAUAUUUUUUGAAAGGGCUUUUAAAAGAGUUGUUAUCUGUUCAAUUUUACCCCCACCCCCAACCUUUGCUAUCCUUCCAAGUUUUUCUUACUAGUAUAUGACUUAAUAGACUAGUUUAUCAAGAGACUAGGUUAUAUUCAAAUUUUGUUCCUAUUUUGCUCAAAAAGGAAAAUGAGAUUUUGUAUAAAUGUGGAGUGGUAGUUAAGGGGUCUAUAAGAUUUAAUCUGUUUUACAACGAAUGUACAGCUUAUAGUUUCAAAAAAGUUUAUAUUUUGAGCAUUAGUUGUUUCAGAAUUCCUGUGUAUAAGAAAAAUAUGGUAGUUUAUACUUAAAAGGGUAAUAAAAAUGAUGGAUUGAAAGGUUUAACAAGUUCACAUGUUCACAAUUAACAAUGUACUUCACAAUAUGACAAUGUACAUUUUCAAGUUAUAUUUACAUUUUGUUUUAUUUUAUUUUACUCCAAAAGUUACAAAAUAUAUUUUCUUGUAUAGUGUACAUUUAAUUUAAAACUAUUUAAAUAUUGUAUAAAUAAAUUAUUAUAAAAGUUU